This is a messenger RNA of Branchiostoma belcheri (Belcher's lancelet), 816 nucleotides long. RefSeq lists its product as uncharacterized. The record is from RefSeq and is a predicted model, not a curated record. NCBI's taxonomy places the organism in Eukaryota, Metazoa, Chordata, Leptocardii, Amphioxiformes, Branchiostomatidae. The transcript has 5 exons. The coding region runs from base 9 to 356 and encodes 115 amino acids.
GAAGGACGAUGAAAGCCCUGACUGUAGCAGUGUUUGUUGUUCUGACGGUCGGUGUUUUGGCACGGCCCUACUCACCCAGCAGGAAGGUGUAUGGAGAGGAAGCGGAGGAUCGUCUGAUUUCAAAUCUCCUGGACCGGCCUCUGCCAAUGUGUGACCUGGAAGUAGAAAACGUGUGCCAGGAAGCACUUCCGGUGUGGCGCCACUUCAUCCCCCGGAGAGUCUGCGAGUGUCCCGCGGGGACCGUCUGCGACAUGAGGGCCUAUCCUAAAGGGGCGUGUGAGAUGGCCAUAGCGCAGCGGAACGUACGCAGCAACAGAGAAGUCUGGUUUCCUUUGCGGCCACUGCGAUGGGGGUAACAAGGAGGCAGUGGGAAAUUUGCUGUGAUUCCAGCGUCAGUCACCUUGGUAUCUGCAAAUCCUGGCGUGAUCUUCACUCAACAGUGGAUUCAAACGUACCUUUGCCUACUUCUGCAGCGUUAUAGAAGCCACGUAACAAAUAAAUGAAACUUUUAGAUGUUAAAUGUUCCUCUAUAUGUCUAGUCUCCAGUCACAGUGGCAUUGUGGUCGGUCGUUAGCUCAUAAAAAUUAUGUCGAAUAGAUUGUGAUGGUGACAAAUAUUUCGUCUACUUAAUAGACAAUUGACAUUUUGGUGUACCAAAAAUUACGCAUUUAAUAGAGGGUAACAUUUGAUUUUUCUUCCGGGGAGCAUGCCUCUAUACCCCAUACGUUGGUCGCGCCUUCGGCACUUGCAAGGGUGCAAAAAAAAACUAUUAGUAAUACUGUCUCUGCUGGUAACUUUUAAAAGACGAUAGUUGUA